AUGGCUGCAUUAAUUGGACAUUUAUCUGGAUUUGAUGGCAAUUCAGAAUCAUGGACAUGCUAUCAAGAACGUUUAGAGCAGUACUUUUUAGUAAAUGAAAUAGACGAUGAGAAAAAAGUUCCAGCUUUAUUAACUUUACUUGGAGAAAAAACUUACGGGUUACUUCGAAAUUUGACAUCACCGGACAAACCUUCAACACAGUCAUAUGACCAUCUUUGUGAAUUAUUGAAUAAACAUCUUAACCCAAAGCCAUUGAUUAUAGCUGAACGAUUUAGAUUUCACAAACGAAACCAAGCGGCGGGUGAAAGUGUAAAUGAUUAUGUAACUACACUGAGGAAAUUGGCAGAACAUUGCGAUUUCCAAGCCAGCCUAAACGAUACGUUACGGGACCGCUUAGUUUGUGGACUUAAAGAUGAGCACAUACAGCGUAAACUAUUGUCGAUGGAAGACUUAAGUUUAAAGAAGGCUGUUGAAACAGCAGUUGCUAUGGAAACAGCAACGAGGGACGCCGCAGAACUUCAGUCGUUGACCGCAAGUGUAAAUAAGGUUGAGAAAAGGAAACCUUCGAGAAGAGUUGAACACAGGCCACGGCAAAAACAGGCGACCGCAAACUCGACCGGGAAACAAAACGGAAAAUGCAUUCACUGUGGUAAAGAUAAUCAUGCAUCUUUCAAAUGCCGAUUUAAGAAUGCCAUUUGCCAUGCAUGUAAUGCACAUGGACACAUAAAAAGUAUUUGUCUGAAAGCACGUGCACGAGACGUACAUGCCAUGAACAACAACGACGUUCCUGUGAUGAGUAUAAAUUCCGUGACCAAAGGUUCGAGCAGGAAAAUCACCAUCACACCAAGAGAUAGACGACAGACCCUUACAAAUGGAAGUCGAUACGGGCUCAGCUGUUUCUCUGAUGUCAAGAGAAGAGUUCCAGAAGUGUUUUUGGAAAUGUUACAUUGGAUAAGCCCACAUCAGUGUUAA
Ruditapes philippinarum (Manila clam) is the source of this 972-nucleotide messenger RNA. RefSeq lists its product as uncharacterized. The record is from RefSeq and is a predicted model, not a curated record. Gene Ontology annotation, molecular function: zinc ion binding; nucleic acid binding. The coding region runs from base 1 to 972 and encodes 323 amino acids. The transcript has a single exon. NCBI's taxonomy places the organism in Eukaryota, Metazoa, Mollusca, Bivalvia, Venerida, Veneridae.